CGCAAAGAUUAUUUAAAAGGGUGAAACCGCGAGGAGAGCAGAAGCUGGGGAGUUUUCCAGUAUUUUGGAAACCGAAACUCGGAUGGGAUUUUAACAGUGGCAGGCGGUAGCUGCAGCGGCAGCAAGCAGACGCGAGGAAGGGGAAGAGCAAAUAAAGGAAAAAAAAAAGAUUUUUUUAAUAGAAAAAAGGAUAGAGAGGAAGAGUUCGGAGGGAAAAAUCUUAUCAUCAAUCCUCGAAAAUUCUCGUUUUCGGAUAUAUUUGGAAGAAUCGAUCCUUUCUGUUUCAUAGGAUUUUAUUUGGAAGAGCUCUGUGGAGAAUUAGGGUUUUUUUUUUGUUUUUGGCUUUUCGAGUAGAUGGAAUCACAGAUUGUUUUGAAGUGAAACAAUGAGGGCUGAAAGAUAUUUUGCUGGAGGAGGAGGAGAAGAGGACGAAAAGGAGGAGUUCUUGGACUCAAGAGAAGAUGUUUCGACGGUGUAUGAUUCAUGCCCUGGUAGUCCUGGUCAUCGAGAUUCUUGUUCUGAUGAGAAUUUCAUUAGCGUUAGUGAUUCUCUAUACCGGCCUUGCAUUGGAGAUUUGAUCAGUGUGCAGGGGCGUCGAAACAAGUUCUUGAGAUGGAUGGGUUUGGAGCUUCCCAGUCCUCAUGAAGAUUGUGUUACUCUGGAUGGUGAUAUAGUGAAUGAUGAAAUUACACUGCACAUAGAUAGAGUCACUUCGGAUGGUCAGGCUGUUCUUCUGAGGAGCUCCAAUUCGAAUAAUGGGACUUCCAUGUGCAGCUCAUCAAAUGAGGGCCAGUGCAGACCUGAGGAUAAGGCUCCAGAAAGUAAUGUUGACUCCAGAACUGCCAGUUUGGAUGACAACACAAUGCUAAUGGUGGAUGACUUAGGCAGGGAUGAUAAUGUAACAAGCAUUUGUGAUGCUGAUUCAGACCGGAUAACAUCAGUUGAUGAGUUUGGGAGAAGUCCUGGUCCAUCAUGUUUUUUUCAGCAAGUUAUGCAGAGAUAUGGCAACAGAUCAAAUGAUUCUGAGAAGACGGCAAGGAGGAGUAUUGGAUGGUUGUGGAGAUUGGGAGCUGUGGCCUGCAUUGUAGAUAGACAUUGGGGGGAGAAUAGUUUAAGUCUUUCCACUUCCGAUCAAGGUGGCAGUGCUAGCAUCCAAAGAGUCAGGGUCCGUACAUAUAAGAAGCGAUCCAAGUUAUUCUCUGCACUUUAUGUGGGACAAAAUAUUAAAGCCCAUGAUGGUGCAAUCCUGACCAUGAAGUUUAGCUCUGAUGGACAGUAUUUAGCCAGUGGAGGUGAAGAUGCAGUCGUGUACGUGUGGUGUGUAAUGGAGAGUGAGCGAACAGCUGAGAAUGACAUCCCCAAAAAUGAUCACUCUUGCAUAUACUUUUCAGUUAACCAUAAUUCUGAGUUAGCUCCCUUACAUGCCAACAAUGAGGAGAAAAAGGGAAAGCUGAGGAGUAUGAGUACAUCAGGUUCAUCUUGUGUAGUGGUACCUCCAGAUGUCUUUCGAAUAUCUGAGAAGCCAAUCCAUAUAUUCCGUGGACAUGAAGGGGAUGUGUUGGAUAUUUCAUGGUCGAAGAGUAAGUAUCUGCUUUCAUCAUCUGUGGAUAAAACCGUCCGACUGUGGCUAGUGGGAUGCGACAACUGUCUCAAAGUUUUUUCUCAUAGUGAUUAUGUAACCUGUGUUCACUUCAAUCCUAUCAAUGAGAAAUUUUUCAUAAGUGGCUCUGUAGAUGGGAAAGUACGUAUCUGGGAGAUUACAAGAUGUCAGGUUGUGGAUUGGACAGAUAUCAGAGACAUAGUCACUGCAGUAUGUUAUGAUCCAGAUGGAAAGAAUGGAGUGGUUGGCUCCAUGUCAGGCGAUUGCCGCUUUUAUGAUGCCACAGAUAAUCAACUACAACUAGAAGCUCACAUCUCCCUACAGGGUAAAAAGAAGUCACCUUACAAGAGGAUUACUGGUUUUCAGUUUUGCCCAUCUGAUCACCGAAAACUAAUGAUCACUUCUGCUGAUUCAAAAGUUCAAAUUCUUCAUGGGGUUGAUAUUGUUUGCAAGUACAAGGGUCUUCGGAAUUCUGGAAGUCAGAUAUCUGCAUCAUUCACUUCUGAUGGGAGGCACAUUAUUUCUGCCAGUGAGGACUCAUACGUCUAUGUCUGGAGUUACAAUAGCCAGGAUACACCUAGAUCAAACCAAAUGAAGAGCACAUGGUCUUGUGAGCGUUUCUUCUGCAGCAAUGUAUCGGUUGCAAUACCUUGGCAAGGCAUGGAAUCGAGAAGUCCAGUUUCCAACCUUUCUCAGUUUCUUCCACUGGGACAAGUUCCUGACAACCAAAGCCAGCCAGGCUCAAGGGGUGACAACUCCCUAUAUAUGUCUCCUGGUAGGUUCAGUCAUGAGUUCUCGGAGUCUUUGCCCAAGGGUUCAGCAACUUGGCCAGAAGAGAAGCUUCCCUUGAGCUUGAUGACCUCACCUGCAUUGCCAAAAUCCCAAUACAAGUUCCUGAAGACUUCUUGCCAAAACAAUUCUCAUGCCUGGGGUCAGGUGAUUGUAACUGCCGGAUGGGAUGGGCAGAUCAGAUCGUUCCAAAACUAUGGAUUACCAAUUCAUGUGUGACAAUCUUCGAGCAACAGUUAUCAAGGAGUUUCAAAUCCUAACAGUUGAUGCUGGUCCAGCUUUUAAUGACAUGGCAUGCAGAACAUGGUGUGCUAGAUGCUCCUCCCAAGCUGGUUGUGCACCAGAACAAUAUCCAUUUGGAGGGUCCUAAAGAUUUGAACCAGAGUGGAGCAGCCCUUGAGGAUUUUGACAGGGCCAGUGGCUGAUGGGGUUCUGGGGGUUAAUUAUUGGUAGAUUUGUGCAUCACAGGCAGGAUUUGGGAGUAGUAGGGGUCUAACUACGGGGCCCUUGACAUGAUUUGUGGAGAUAAUACUGUCAUUAUGUUGUGACAAACAACAUUUAUCUGGUGAAGCAGCUGCUUCAGUGCCAAGUGGUGAGAUUACGUUGUUGGAGACACAAACUUGGUUAAAUAAAAUACAAAUUCUUUGAUUUAUUUUCUC
Molecule: messenger RNA, 3048 nt
Organism: Elaeis guineensis (African oil palm)
Lineage: Eukaryota; Viridiplantae; Streptophyta; Magnoliopsida; Arecales; Arecaceae
Product: WD repeat-containing protein YMR102C
Molecular function (GO): protein binding
Source: RefSeq, a predicted model, not a curated record